Molecule: messenger RNA, 147 nt
Organism: Acanthocheilonema viteae
Lineage: Eukaryota; Metazoa; Nematoda; Chromadorea; Rhabditida; Onchocercidae
Source: the annotation of a GenBank genome assembly
UCAUUAAAUAGCAAUGCAAAUAUAUUCGGCGGCGGCGCUGCUGGUGGCUUCAGCCAAUCCCCGUUUGGCGGAUUUGGUUUUGGCAAUCCAUUUUUCCCAUUUGGCCUUGGCUUUUCCCCAUUUGGCCUUGGUUUUGGACGAAAAUAA